AUGGCGCAAACACUCGAGGCAAUCAGAUUCAAACGAGGGGACCUUCAGAUCCUCGAUCAGCUUAAACUUCCCCACGAGUCGACAUAUGUGGUUAUCAGAGAUUCCAAAGAUGGCUUCCAAGCCAUCAAAGACAUGGUUGUUCGAGGUGCCCCAGCUAUUGCCAUAGUAGCUGCACUUUCUUUGGCAGUGGAAUUGCAAUGCAAGAAAUCUCAAGAUGAGAUCACACCCACGAAGGCGCGUGAAUUUGUGCAUUCCAAGUUGGACUAUCUCCUGAAAUCCCGACCAACAGCGGUCAACCUUGCCGAUGCCUCUAGGAAGUUAAAGGAGGUUGUCUCAAGCGAAGCGAUUACUGGGGAAGAAGUUUUUGAAAGAUAUGUCCAAGCUGCAGAGCAGAUGUUGAUCGACGAUGUCCAAGAUAACAAGAAUAUUGGAGACUUCGGAGCCCGAUGGAUUUUGGAGAAUGCUACCAGAGCAGAUGAGAAAAUAAAAGUUUUAACGCAUUGCAAUACUGGAUCACUCGCUACUGCGGGCUACGGGACAGCGUUGGGAAUAAUCCGCUCCUUGUACGCAGGCUCGAAUUUAGAGCACGCAUACUGCACCGAGACUCGCCCGUAUAAUCAAGGCUCACGCUUAACCGCAUACGAACUUGUUUACGAAAAUAUCCCCGCCACCUUGAUCACAGACUCAAUGGCGGCCUCAUUAAUGUGCCUCAAAGGCAUAGCUGCUGUUAUUGUUGGCGCGGACCGUGUGGCUCGAAACGGUGAUACCGCAAACAAAAUUGGGACGUAUCAGCUUGCGAUCGUUGCAAAGUACCAUGGGGUCAAGUUUGUUGUUGCAGCACCCACCACAAGCAUUGAUAUGGACACCGCAUCUGGUAAUAAUAUCGAGAUUGAACAUAGACCUGGAGCAGAAUUACUGUGUGCUCGAGGACCGAGGGCGGAUAUGGAGGAUCUACAUUGCUUCUACACGGUCAGCACUGCGGCACAUGGAAUUGGUGUUUAUAACCCAAGCUUCGAUGUGACCCCAAAUGACUUGAUUGAUGCAAUCGUAACAGAGAAGGGCGUCGCAGUAAAGGGUUUGGAUGGAAACUUUGAUCUCUCUAAAUUCUUCAAUUGA
This is a messenger RNA of Morchella sextelata, 1116 nucleotides long. RefSeq lists its product as uncharacterized. Lineage: Eukaryota; Fungi; Ascomycota; Pezizomycetes; Pezizales; Morchellaceae. The record is from RefSeq and is a predicted model, not a curated record. Bases 1 to 1116 code for a protein of 371 amino acids. The transcript is spliced from 2 exons. Gene Ontology annotation, molecular function: S-methyl-5-thioribose-1-phosphate isomerase activity.